UUUUUAUUUCCAAAAUAGAAUUAAUUACUACCAUGUUUUGGCAGUACCAGACUUCAAACAUGACAUUAUUUUCCAAACUUGACAGUAAUUACUUUUAUUUUGGGAAUAUAAAACAUGACAGUCCUAUUUUGGAAUUUUCAAACGAACUGUUUUAGUUCUAUUUUGGGAACUUUCCCUUACAUUAUACAUUAUACAUACAUGAUAUUCCAGUGUUCAAAACUUAAAAUAUCAUAUAAAUAUACAUGUGCAAACAUCAAAUUUAAACAUAAAAAAUGGCUGGAUGUCUUUGGAAAUGCGUCUGCAGAAUCUUUAGAGGGAGCUCCUAAUGAUCACCUUGCUCUAUUUAUUAAGUUAGUUCCAACUCCUAGAGUGAAUCAAAGGCAAAAAUUCAAAUUCAAAAAUGUAUGGCUCAGAGAGGAUGAUUGCCGCGACAUUGUGGCGAGAAGUUGGGGUUUAGGCCGAGAUGGUGGCAUCCUGAGACAAGUGACAGUUUGCGGUAAAGCAGUAGGGGAUUGGGGUCGAGAUCGGAUUGGCUCCUUCGGCAAACACAUUGGAUUCUGUAAAAAAAGAUUGGAUUUUUUACGAAGAAGAUCAGAUGAUUGGGGGUUAAUCGAGUUCCAAAGGGUGAGGAGGGAGUACUUGGACCUUCUGGAGAAAGAAAAUCAGUUCUGGAGACACCGAGCGAAGGAAUUCUGGCUCUAGGGAAGCGACCUUAAUACUCAUUUUAUUCAUAACUCGGUCAAACAUCCGAGGAGGAAAAAUAGGAUCGAAGGAUUUAAAGUAGAUGGAGGGAGAUGGGAAAGGGAUCGUGGUGUCAUUGGGCAAAUUGGUGAUUAUUUCACAAAUAUUUUUGCUUUGGUUCAAGGUGACAGAGAGUUUAUCUUUAAUUGUGUUCCAAGAAGUCUGGAUGAUCAUCAUAAUUUUGAGCUGUUACGACCCAUUAGGAGAGAGGAGGUUAAAGAUGCUCUUUUCUCUAUGUUUCCUGAUAAAUCUUGUUGGGCCCAAUGGACUAACACGCAUUAGUAACUUGGAAGAUGGAUUGACCCGUCAUUGUAUUAUUCAAAUGGCAAGGUAAUAUUUGAAUUCGGCAACGAGAGGAUAAGAAGAGGGGAACGAGUCAACAAAGGGAAGGCUCAAAGCGGUUAGAUAUGGAGAGAAAAUAGCUACACGUUGAGAAACUUGGGGAAGGAGUAUUUUUGUUUAAUAAAUAUUAGUCUAGCAUCACUGUAAAACACACAUUGCAUAAUACGAAUAUACUACUACUCACUAUCGAAGUUCAUUCCUACUACUCUUACUCUGUAUUCAAGCUUUUCCAUUAAUACAUAGUUAUAUACCAUACGUAUACACUUUUAUCCCUUCG
This is a messenger RNA of Cuscuta epithymum, 1360 nucleotides long. Lineage: Eukaryota; Viridiplantae; Streptophyta; Magnoliopsida; Solanales; Convolvulaceae. The record is from the annotation of a GenBank genome assembly.